Somion occarium is the source of this 1022-nucleotide messenger RNA. Lineage: Eukaryota; Fungi; Basidiomycota; Agaricomycetes; Polyporales; Cerrenaceae. The record is from the annotation of a GenBank genome assembly.
CCAUCAACGCGGCAGCGGGUUUCAAGUUCAACUUUCCUUUAGCUGCCAGUUCAGCACUCAUCCUUGUCCAUCUACUGAACUGUAUUUACUUCUGCCACUCUUUCUUCGCAACGUUCAUUUCCUGUUUCUUGUGUAAUUCUGAUCCCGACGAAGAUUCGUUCUUGAAUCUGCUGGCAGUCAGACACCUUAACCGGUUAUCCAUCAGUGUUCAAUCACAAUGGCGUUGUCACCAGCUGGAAAGAAGAAAUUGGCUGCGCAAAUUUUCCUAGUACUACUUGAUAUCGCGGUACUUGCAUUCGCAGCGAGGGUAAAUAUCUUCCAGGAGUUCUACUUUAUGGCGGAUAUCUUCCCUUUCGCGUUGUCCAUUACAACAUUGGCGAUCCUCGUAAUUAUGUUCCUCCUCGAAUUGGGAAUCAGUAAUUCUUUCACGGCCAAACCACCCUUUGAGAUCGGCAUGCUCUACGUUCUGAGCCUUUUUUGGUUAGCCUUCAACGCAUUCUCAACGUCUCGAUGGCAUAACGUUCCGCUUCCUUGUGCCACGAUUCCCUCUGAAUACUCUGAACUGCGCUUAUGGUGCAAGGAUCUGCAAGCACUUAAAUCGUUGGUGUGGAUCCUUUUCGUAACCCUGUUCUUCACAGCAUCGUUCAUCCUACGUUAUGUCAUCGUGCAACAUAACAAAGGCAACAGGAUGAUCUGGAGGACACCCAUAUCUCAGUUCAAUCCACGCGUCAUCUCCGAAUUCAUAACCGAAGAUACCUCUUUCGAAUGGGUCACGCCCGGGGAAGUAGACAGCAGGAGGCCAGGCGAUUGGGCCACGUUCGAAAAGAUUUGAAGCGUUCCAAAUGUGAUACCCCACAAGUUUGUAUUUCUCUUUUUUGUUUUGUUUCUUCUUCGGGCAAAUCCUUCUGGGAAGGUGGUUGUUGUAUCAGCUACGAGUUAGUGUACCAUUGGUCUUGCAAGAAAAGUGGAAUGAGAUGCUUUCUAAACAUACGGUUGGUGGGACAAAAAUGAAAAGUGAACAU